Messenger RNA from Carcharodon carcharias (great white shark), 1900 nucleotides. RefSeq names its product Fas apoptotic inhibitory molecule a (gene faima). NCBI's taxonomy places the organism in Eukaryota, Metazoa, Chordata, Chondrichthyes, Lamniformes, Lamnidae. Bases 396 to 935 code for a protein of 179 amino acids. Gene Ontology annotation, biological process: positive regulation of neurogenesis; negative regulation of extrinsic apoptotic signaling pathway via death domain receptors; canonical NF-kappaB signal transduction. The transcript has 6 exons. The record is from RefSeq and is a predicted model, not a curated record.
UGGGGCCGCGGGAUUUCCUCAGCGCUUGGCAUUCCAGUGAAGGAGUGGGGAAGAUGUUGGUUUUUUUGUGUCCACGACCACUCUGACCGGCCUGUGCUAUCUGCCGAAGGCCAAUCAUUAAGGCAUCCGAGGGCUCCGCGUUUAUAUUUCUGUGAAGAACACGCUCUCAGUCGCUAAGAGGAUUGUGGCUGAAAGUUGCCAUAGUUACCGGUCGGUGUUGGUCAGGCGCAGAGGAGCUGGUAUUCCAGAAUCCAGUGCAGAUUUCAAACUUGAUCUGGAGUCAUAUUCAAUACCUGGUACAUCGCAAUUGCUGCUCUGCUCAUGUGUCCCUACCUCCCUCCAUUCCAAAAUAAGACAGCAGAACUGUUGUGGGUUCAAGUAUACCCACUGAGAGAAUGGCUGACCUAGUGGCAUUUUGGGAAGUUGCUCUAAGUGAUGGUGUGCACAAAAUAGAAUUUGAGCAUGGCACCACCUCAGGAAAGCGAGUGGUGUAUGUUGAUGGAAAGGAAGUUAUACGGAGAGACUGGAUGUUCAAACUUGUUGGGAAGGAAACCUUUGCAGUCGGGGCUACUAACACAAAAGCAACAAUCAACAUUGAUGCAAUUAGUGGUUUUGCUUAUGAGUACACAUUGGAGAUCAAUGGGAAAAGCCUGAAGAAAUAUAUGGAGAACAGGUCAAAGACUACAAACACUUGGAUAUUAAAUCUGGAUGGAAUAGAUUCUCGAAUUGUGCUAGAGAAGGACACCAUGGAUGUUUGGUGCAAUGGGAGGAAAGUGGAGACAGCGGGUGAAUUUGUGGAGGAUGGUACUGAAACCCACUUCACUAUCGGUAACCAUGACUGCUGUAUCAAAGCUGUUAGCAGUGGGAAACGAAGAGAAGGAAUCAUCCACACUCUUAUUAUGGAUGACCAGGAAAUCCCAGAGUCUGUUGAGUGACUUCCUGUAGACCAGCUGCACAAAAGAACAAAAUUCUAGAAAAAAUGGGGACAUCAGUUGUCAUGAUUUCAAAUAUGUCAUAGUAAUGAAGGAAUACUACUCAUGAAGUUGUCAGUUGAGAAAAUGCAUGUUUCAGUGCAUAAAUCACAUCUCAGUGACAAUUUGAGUUAAUUGGUUAAUCUGAAACUACUCUGUUGCUAUCAAACCAUCUAAAAUAAGCAUUUAUAAUGAACUACAGUUUUGUUGUUCGCUGUAUUUAAACACAAACAGGGUAUCUUAUGAUCUAUGCUUCUGGUAUAGGUUGUAGAUGAAUAAAACACUAUAAAUCCAAGAAAUGAAUUAGGAAUUAUUAAUAAAUUCAAAAAAUGAAGCAUAUCAUGUUAAUUUUGACAUUUUUAGUUUUAAUUACUUAACUUUUAAUUCUCUUACAAUGUAAACAAUAUUUCACUAUUUUGUAACAAUAGGCUUCUAUUACAUAUAUUCUAAUUAAUAAAAACCACAGAGUCAAAUGGAAAAUCAUUUUCUAAGUUGCCCUGUCCACUUCACAUUACUAAAAAGCACAGUUACAUAAUAUAGGUCAGGAUUUGUUUCUUUAAUAUGUUUAUGUUUUAUUUUAAUGAGUACAAAUCUGAUGCAAACAAUAAUAUGGGACGAGAAAGGAACUUUAUGCUGAACAGAUGAUAUUCAGUCUAUAUGCUGUUCUGUUAAUAUGUGACCAGGUUCAGAUCAAUGUCUUCACCUGGUGUAGCAACGUUUGGCCAGGCCAACUUUAAACAAAUUAUGCUCUCUAAACAGGAGUUUGUGUAAAUGUUUAAAAAGUUUUUAUUUAACUAAUCAAGUUUACCUCUUUACACUGAGAAAUAUGGGCCCAAGUAUGCAUAUGGUUUUGGUACAGAGUUUUUUUUCUACAUAAGACUUUUACGAUAUGGACUGUUUUUAAUACAAAUAAAUGUUUUUGCAUCAUA